Messenger RNA from Lathyrus sativus (Indian pea), 972 nucleotides. Lineage: Eukaryota; Viridiplantae; Streptophyta; Magnoliopsida; Fabales; Fabaceae. The record is from the annotation of a GenBank genome assembly.
AUGUGGCCUGCGAUUAUCUGUGGCUUGAUUAUUUACAAAUUAUUCAAAUGCUUCUUUUAUGACGACGACGUUUCCGACAUUGAAGCUUCUGAUUCCACUGUUCUCUUCAACGUCGCCGACAGGCUUCAUAAGCUUUUCGGAGGUAAGGUUUUUGUUGGUCUCAGAAUUCCCGAUGCCGAUUCUGCUUCACCACAAUCCAUUGAUCUCGUUCUUAUUACUAAAAGAGAGCUACUAGUGAUAUCUGUGAAGAAUUUCUCAGGGAUUUUGACAGUUCAUGGUGAUGGUACAUGGCACUCUGAAAAACCAGGCAAACAUAAUAAAGUUGAGCGUCACCCUGAUCCGGUGGAAGAAGUAAGAAAGCAAGCUUCUAUUCUUGAAUCCUAUCUUGAACAAAGAGGGGUUGUUCUACCUAAAGGGUUUCUAACUUGUAAAGUUAUACUUCCAAAUCCUAAAUUAUGUACCAUUCCUACAAGUGAUUUUCCACCUGAAGUUAUUACCCAUGAACAAUGGAAGCUACAGAAGCCAGGGACAAAGAGUGUAAUCUCUAGUUGGGUAAAGGGUGCCUUUCUUAGUGGGAAGAAUGAUAUGCAAGAAUCUGGUAAUAAGAAUCUUGAAUUUGUUCUGAGCACAGCUCCAAUAUGGGAUAGGUUGGAACUGAAAGGCAACAAGUAUGCAUUGGGAGAGUUCCUUGAGUUUAAGGGCAAAGCAGAAGAUGUUGAGGCAUUAAGACAUAUCAGAAGAUCAAAAGUUGGUAGCAUGAUAAUCCAAAAGACAAGUAUGUUUGGACUAGCUCCUUCUACGCUUCAAGUUUUAUACACUUUGCGCGACUAUAGAACUGAGGGAGCAUCAGCACCAGAGUUGAAUGAAGUGACUGUAAGAUCAAAUACUGAGAUCAUCUUUCAGGCCGAAAAUGGUACCAAGAUCAGAAAGUUUAAGCUCUCUUCAGUCUGCUCUAUGCAUCUUAGUGCAUGA